AUGAAUUUGCUUCGUUAUUAUCAGUUAAAAUAUGCAAAAUUCAAAGCUGUUACUGAGAAGUUUCCUUCUGGGAUGCUGCAUCACCUCCAAGAAGAAGAAACCAGCUUUUUAGCCGCCCAGAGGGGUGGUUUUUGCGCGUAUGCAGUACUAGAGCAGUUCUCUGAUGAUGAGUACGAGGGUGGUUAUGGUGGUUAUCGAUCUGUUGGGUAUAAUCCCAUCCGUGGCCGCCAACCUGUGCGCAGCACCUUCCAAAAUCUUCAAUCCACUUUUCAGCCGAAAACAGAAUGGAAGGAAGAUGAUGCAGCUCUAUAUCUUGAUGAUGCAGGUUUCGCGAAUGAGCAAGUAAGGAUCGUGGCAGACGAAUCCAUAAGUUAUGUCAGAGUUUAUGGAGAACGUAUGCUCGGAAGUAACAUUCGCAGUCGGUUUAAUACAGGUUACAACAUUCCCAAAAACUGUGACCUGAGUCGAAUGCAAUCGGAGCUUGCUGGUGGGAUUCUAACCAUCAGGAUUCCAAAAAUCAUUCCUGCUGUACAAAAAACUGGUCCUAGAGAAUUAGAGGCCACAACUAGCCAAGAGAGUCCUAGGGCUGAUCAAGACACUACUACUACAGGACAGCUAAAGCCUGAGAAGAAAGUAGAAGAAGAGACUCCUCCAGGGAAAGAAACAGAAGCUCUAAGCCCUCAAAAGGCCACCAGCAAAUCGAUAUCUCAAAAGGGUCAAGAUGGAUCUCCUCAAAAAACUAAUGUAUUCGAUAAUACCACAAAACAAAUGGAUGAGAAGACUGCAGGACUAGAUGGUGAAAAGGUUGAUCAAAAUGUCACCGAAAAGAAAGAAAAGAAUGAAGCAUAUGGGAAGCCUAUUGAAGAGGAAAAGCCCGAGAAAGUUGUUGAAAAGGAAAAGGAUGAGAAAUUUGAGGAAUCAAAGAUAGCUGAAAGUGUUGUCCUAAAGAAGAAGGAAGAGGAGGAAAAGAAUGAGGCAGUAGCCGGUGGCGAUAAAGACAAGUCUGACAAGGAUAUUUCCCAGGAAUCUAAGGAUAUGGAACAUGCAAGUGCUUCUGCUAACGAGUCUGACAAAGACGUGGGCAUGGUGGAUGACAAUUAUGGAUUGUUAAAAUAUGCAAAAUUCAAAGCUUAUACUGAGAAGUUUCCUUCUGGGAUGCAGCAUCAACGCCAAGAAGAAAGGCGUGGUUUUUGCGGGUAUGCAGUAGAGCAGUUCUCUGAUGAUGAGUACGAGUGUGAUUUUGAAAGCCACAAGGCUUCUUCGUCGGUGGCCAAUGUUGAUGAAUGGAAAUGGAAGCUCAGUUUGCUAUUGCGUAGUGAAACGGACCAAGAGAUUGUUUCUAGAGAUAAAAUAGACAGAAGGGACUAUGAGCAGAUUUCGAAUCUUGCUAGAAGAAUGGGACUUUAUAGUGAACUCUAUGGAAAAGUGGUGGUUGCAAGCAAGGUUCCUCUACCGAACUACAGGCCUGAUUUGGAUGAUAAGAGGCCACAAAGGGAGGUGGUUAUCCCACUAAGUUUGCAAAGAAGGGUUGAGGGUUUACUUCAGGAGCAUCUUGAUAGAACUCAAUUAAAGGCUGGAAAAGUUGGUGACAAUGUAGAUGAUGCCAAGUCCAUCGAUCAGGUUGAAGAUAUAAGUUUAGAUGAGAAUCCAGAUUCUUUCCUAGACCGAUCUGUGAUGGAAAGGGCAUCACCUGAGGGCAGAAAAAUGAUGGACUUCCGGAAAUCUCUACCGGUUUUCAAGGAAAAGGAGAGGUUACUCCAAGCAAUAGCAAGGAAUCAGGUCAUAGUAAUAUCUGGAGAGACUGGAUGUGGUAAAACCACUCAACUUCCUCAGUAUGUACUGGAGUCAGAAAUAGAAUCUGGGCGUGGAGCAUUCUGUAGCAUAAUUUGCACUCAGCCUCGAAGAAUAUCUGCUAUGGCUGUUUCAGAUAGAGUGUCUGCAGAGAGAGGAGAGCCUCUUGGUGAAGCAGUUGGUUAUAAAGUUCGACUAGAGGGUGUGAAAGGAAAAAACACCCAUCUGCUAUUUUGUACAAGUGGAAUUUUACUUCGACGCCUCUUAAGUGACCGAAACUUGAAUGGCAUAACCCAUGUUUUUGUUGAUGAAAUUCAUGAGCGAGGCAUGAAUGAAGACUUCCUGUUGAUUGUGCUCAAGGAUCUUCUUCCACGUCGUCAGGACUUGAGAUUGAUUUUAAUGAGUGCCACUUUGAAUGCGGAACUCUUUUCCAAUUAUUUUGGAGGAGCACCAACUAUUCAUAUUCCGGGCUUUGCAUAUCCAGUGAGGGCACAAUUUUUAGAAGAUGUACUGGAAAUGACCGGAUAUAAGUUGACUUCUUUUAAUCAAAUUGAUGAUUAUGGCCAUGAGAAAAUGUGGAAAACACAGAAGCAACUGGCACCACGGAAAAGGAAAAACCAGAUCACUACUCUUGUUGAGGAUGCUCUUAAUAAAUCAAGUUUCGAGAAUUAUAGUUCCAGAGCACGAGACUCUCUGGCAUGCUGGAUGCCUGAUUGCAUAGGAUUUAACCUUAUUGAAGCAGUUUUGUGCCAUAUAUGUCGGAAGGAAAGACCAGGUGCUGUCUUGGUAUUCAUGACUGGUUGGGAGGAUAUUAGCUCUUUGAGGGAUCAAGUUAAAGCUCAUCCUCUUCUGGGUGAUCCUAACAGAGUUAUGCUUGUAACUUGCCAUGGUUCUAUGGCAACCUCUGAACAGAAACUGAUAUUUGAGAAACCUCAUCCUAAUAUACGUAAAAUAGUUCUUGCAACAAAUAUGGCAGAGGCAAGUAUUACAAUCAAUGAUAUAGUUUUUGUCGUUGAUUGUGGGAAGGCAAAAGAGACCACUUAUGAUGCUUUAAACAAUACACCUUGUCUGCUUCCUUCUUGGAUAUCAAAAGCAUCUGCACGACAAAGAAAGGGUAGGGCUGGCCGAGUGCAGCCAGGGGAAUGUUAUCAUCUAUACCCAAGAAGUGUAUAUGAAGCUUUUUCCGAAUAUCAACUUCCUGAACUUUUGCGGACUCCCCUGAACUCUCUUUGCUUGCAAAUAAAGAGUUUGCAGGUUGGAAGCAUAGGGGAAUUCUUGUCAGCUGCUCUCCAGCCACCAAAACCAUUGGCUGUCCAAAAUGCCAUUGAUUUUCUGAAGAUGAUUGGAGCAUUAGACGAGAAGGAGAAUCUGACAAAUCUUGGGAAGUACUUGACAAUGCUUCCUGUAGAUCCCAAGCUGGGCAAAAUGUUAAUAAUGGGUGCUAUCUUUCGGUGCUUUGAUCCUGUAUUAACAAUAGUGUCUGGGCUCAGUGUCAGGGAUCCUUUUCUUCUGCCACAGGACAAAAAGGAUUUAGCUGGGACAGCAAAGUCUAGAUUUUCUGCUAAGGACUACAGUGAUCACAUGGCUCUUGUACGUGCAUAUGAAGGAUGGAAAGAAGCUGAAAGAGAAGGUUCGGCCUAUGAGUAUUGCUGGAGAAAUUUCCUAUCUGCACAAACCUUGCAGGCCAUUAAUUCUCUGAGGAAGCAGUUUAACUUCAUUUUAAAAGAUGCCGGCUUAAUAGAAGAAGAGGCAAGCAGAAACAACAAAUUAAGUCACAACCAAUCAUUGGUUCGUGCAAUUAUAUGCUCUGGCCUCUAUCCCGGAAUUGCAUCAGUAGUGCACAGAGAAACAUCCAUGUCUUUCAAAACAAUGGAUGAUGGCCAAGUUUUUCUAUAUUAUAAUUCUGUCAAUGCACGCCAUGAGACAAUUCCCUAUCCAUGGCUGGUCUUUGGUGAAAAAGUAAAGGUCAACUCGGUUUUUAUACGUGAUUCCACUGGUGUAUCUGAUUCAAUACUGAUCCUUUUUGGUGGAGCCCUUGCUUUUGGGGUACAGGCUGGGCAUCUGAAAAUGUUGGACGGAUAUAUUGAUUUCUUCAUGGAUCAUAAUUUGGCUGAGUGCUUUUUGAAGCUUAAAGAAGAACUUGAUAAGCUUCUUGAGAAGAAGCUUCAGGAUCCUAACCUUGACAUACUCAAGGAAGGAAAAUACCUCAUGCUUGCUGUUCAAGAGCUGGUAUCAGGAGAUCAAUGUGAAGGAAGAUUUGUGUUUGGUCGUGAAAGCAGGAAGCCCAGGGUAACUAAUGAUAACGACAGAUUUACAAAAGAUGGAGCAAAUCCAAAAAGUUUGCUCCAAACUCUACUGAUGAGAGCUGGACACUCCCCUCCAAAAUACAAGACGAAGCACCUUAAAACGAAUGAGUUUAGGGCACUGGUUGAAUUCAAGGGAAUGCAGUUUGUGGGGAAACCCAAGAAAAACAAGCAACUAGCAGAGAGGGAUGCUGCUAUUGAGGCACUGGCCUGGUUAACUCACACCUCUGACAACAAUCAAAAUGAGCACGAUAACUCCCAACCUGAUGUCACUGACAACAUGCUGAAACUUCUUGGAAAACGUCGUAGAUCAAAGCGUCGCUCUGGUUGA
Molecule: messenger RNA, 4425 nt
Organism: Dovyalis caffra
Lineage: Eukaryota; Viridiplantae; Streptophyta; Magnoliopsida; Malpighiales; Salicaceae
Source: the annotation of a GenBank genome assembly